UCCCACAGGAGGGAGGCGGAGGCGCCGGCCGACGCGGGCGGAGGGAGCGGCUAGAGGCACAGCGAAGUUUUGCAACUUGAACCUUCGCCCCAGCCGAGCGAGCGAGCGAGCGAGAGAGCUUAGCGGCUCGCCGCUGCCCCGGCCACGCUCUCAGCGGACCUGCUACGCGAUGGGGCUCCGGACCGCGGCGGCGGCGCUGCUGCUGCUGCUGCUGGAGCUGGCCGCGUGCGAAGAGCCGGUGCCGCGCCUGAGCCUGCGCUACGGCUCUCCACACCGACGGCUGAGCCACUUUGAAAUGCCCGGAAUCACCAACUACACCACAAUGAUGCUCAGCCCAGAUGGCGGCCUCUUGUAUGUGGGGGCCCGUGAGACGCUCCUUGCCCUCAACACCAGCUCCUUCUCCCCUGGGCCACAGCACCGGAAUCUGCUGUGGGGUGCUGAGGAGGAGAAGAAGCGGCAGUGCAUCUUCAAAGGCAAGGAUGCCCAGAGAGACUGCCACAACUACAUCAAGAUUCUGCUGCAGCUGAAUGACACCCACCUGUACACCUGCGGGACCAGCGCCUUCAGUCCCACCUGCACCUACAUUAACAUUCCAGACUUCAGCUUGAAGCGAGAGGUUUCUGGGAAGCUGCUCUUGGAGGAGGGCAAGGGACGCUGUCCCUUUGAUCCUGAGUACAAGUCCACAGCCAUCAUUGUUGAUGGCGAACUGUACACCGGGACAGUAAGCAACUUCCAGGGCAAUGAGCCAACCAUCUUCCGAAGUCACGGCAGCCGUCCAGCCAUCAAGACAGAAAACUCCCUCAACUGGCUGCAAGACCCGUUCUUUGUGGGUUCGGCCUACCUGCGUGAGAGCCUCCCACCCAGCAGCCCCCAGAGAGACGAUGACAAGAUCUACUUCUUCUUCAGUGAAAGUGGCAAGGAGUUUGACUUCUUUCAGAACGUCGUUGUGUCACGCAUUGCACGCGUGUGCAAGGGUGAUGUGGGGGGAGAGCGUGUGCUCCAGCGGCGGUGGACGACCUUCCUGAAGGCCCAGCUGCUGUGCUCCCACCCAGAGGAUGGCUUCCCCUUCAAUGUGCUGCAGGACAUGUUUGUGUUGACCCCAGGCGAGGCCGGGCGGGAGACGGUCUUCUACGGGGUCUUCACCUCUCAGUGGGAUAGGAAGGGCGCUGGGGGUGCUGCAGUAUGUGCAUUCUCUCUCUCGGAUGUGAAGGAAGCCUUCAAUGGGCUCUACAAAGAAGUCAACCGGGAGACACAGCAGUGGUACACGGACACCCGCCCUGUGCCAGAGCCCCGGCCAGGAGCAUGCGUCAGCAGCCACAUGCAGCAGACGAAGAUCGCCUCUUCGCUCCAGAUGCCGGACCGGGUGCUCAACUACCUCAAGGACCACUUUCUGAUGAGCAGUGCGGUACGGAGCCAGGCACUCCUCUGGCAGGGCCGCACCCGCUACCAGCAACUCAGUGUGCAGCAUGUCCAGGGUUUGCACCAGGCCUACGACGUCUUGUUCUUGGGCACAGAUGACGGCUGGCUGCACAAGGCUGUGAUCGCAAGGCGGCAGGUCCAGAUCAUUGAGGAGAUCCAGCUCUUCCCUGCCAGGCAGCCUGUCCUGGAGCUGCUGCUGGACCCCACCCAGGGUCUCCUCUACGCUGCCUCCUACACUGCGCUGGUGCAAGUGCCGGUCGCCAACUGCAGCCUGUACCAGAGCUGUGGAGAGUGCAUCCUGUCUCGGGACCCAUACUGCGCCUGGAGUGGAGACGCCUGCCUGACCUCUGCCCUGAGCCACAUGAGCCCGGCCCGUGCCACGCUCUGGCUCCAGGAUGUCGAUGCGGGCGACGCACUGCGGUUGUGUCGGACCAGCCACGUGGAGCUCAGCCACUCAAGAGUGGAUGAGGCCCAAUGCCAGCUUGUGGUGCUGCACCCCAAUGCCAUGAAGCCGCUGCCCUGCCCACGGCUUUCCAACAUGGCCUCCCAACGCUGGGUGCGCAACGGAGCCGCCCUCAAUGCCUCUUUCCUUGUGCUGCCGGAAGGGGAGGUGGUGUUGGUGGGCAGCCCGGACCAAGCCGGGCACUACGAGUGCUGGUCUCAGGAAGGCCACUUCCAGCAGCGGAUGGCCAGCUACUGUGUGAGAGUGGAGCCGACACCGCCGGCCUGGCUCACGGCGGUCCAGGACCCGCUCGAGACCAUCAGCACGUCCAGGAGCACCUCGCCUGGGGCAGCCAGUGGCCUUUCUGCACUGCUGGAGGGCAAGACUUAUUGGACCGAGUUCCUGGCUGUGUGCGUGCUCUUUGGCAUCGCCACAACUCUGCUGACCCUGUUCCUCUUGCACCGGCACCGUGAUGCGCUGAAGGCCGUCCUCGAGCGGAGCCGAUGCCCCCGCCCCCAAAAGGCACGGAAGGCCGGGCUGCCAGCAGAGAGCCUCCCCCUCAACGGCAUGCCCAGCGCCCUGCCGGACCACAAGGGCUACCAGGCACUCAAGGACAGCCCUCUGCAGGACGCCCCAGCCCACCCCAGCGUGGCCUUGUCGGAGUCCAGCCGGCGACCGCUCAGCCUUCACGACAGCAUCGUGGAGGUCUCGGCUCCUUCCCAGCGGCCCCGCGUGCGGCUCGGCUCCGAGAUCCGGGACUCGGUUGUAUGAAGAGCUAGUAGAGCCCAUUGUGCCAACAGACCCUGCUGUGCUGAGCCUUCCUCGGAACCGGGCUUGGGGUUCCCAGUGCCUCCCAUCAUUAGGACGGUCUCAGAUGGCAGUGCCCAAGCCUGCAAUAUGGAGGAGUCUGGUCAGGAGCUCUGCCUCUGGGCUACAGAUGUGCACAAGGGCAGGUCCCACAGGGUGAAGAGUGGGCAUCCUUUCCCUUGGAGGAGGAGGGGAUCUCCGGCGGUGUGGCUGGGCCCAGCCGGGUAGAAGACCCCAUCCCCACCCCACCCCGGAAGAGGCUGUACUUCCAGCUUGGAGGAGCCCAGUGGAGCAGGAGAGCUGGGAAGGCCGCACAUGGCCUCUUCAAAGUCCACGGGCCAGGGCCACGGGCCAAAGUCCAUGGACCGGGGCUCCCACUUCCUUAGGCUGUCCAGUUAGUUACUGCACCUUCUUUCUAGGAGAACACCUGUAUGCCAAGGCACGACACACAUGCAGGUUGGGUGUGGGUGUGGAAGGAAAGUCUUUUGUUGGGGAUAUU
Molecule: messenger RNA, 3167 nt
Organism: Elgaria multicarinata webbii
Lineage: Eukaryota; Metazoa; Chordata; Lepidosauria; Squamata; Anguidae
Gene: SEMA4B
Product: semaphorin 4B
Exons: 14
Coding region: 170-2632 (820 amino acids)
Biological process (GO): positive regulation of cell migration; semaphorin-plexin signaling pathway; neural crest cell migration
Cellular component (GO): plasma membrane
Molecular function (GO): chemorepellent activity; semaphorin receptor binding
Source: RefSeq, a predicted model, not a curated record